Messenger RNA from Sardina pilchardus (European sardine), 2213 nucleotides. RefSeq lists its product as uncharacterized. The record is from RefSeq and is a predicted model, not a curated record. Bases 1449 to 2123 code for a protein of 224 amino acids. Lineage: Eukaryota; Metazoa; Chordata; Actinopteri; Clupeiformes; Clupeidae. The transcript has 10 exons.
AGCAUUGCUGGAAGAGUGAUUGGCUUUGCUCUGCAUACAGUAGCAUCUCAGGUCUCUCACCGUAAGGAAUGAUGAUCUGCUCUGCGUACGCUGCUCCUCUACUGCUGGCCAUUCUGCAAACAGCAUCAGAGAGCAUCACAGCGAGCUGCUUCUUCCCAACAUUGCUCUGCUGUCCGAGCCGUGACGACUCAUGCCACCGUAAUGUCUGCUAUUGUGACGUGUACUGCCUCACUGCCAAAGACUGCUGUUCAGACUACAAUCAGACUUGUAAUUCCUCCUAUCCUACCAGAGUCAUCGUGGAAGUGAGAGGCUACCUGCACACACACACAGGAGAGGAGGCCUUGCAGCAACUGGACCUUCUUCUAGAGAACAAACUGAAGGAGUUCUGCAGUAACUGUACAGUACGGAUUCUGAACAAAUCAAUCAUGAAGGACCCUUGAGCGAUGGACACUCAACAGAAGACUGAGCGACUUUUCCGUCACUUAUUCUCUAUAUUACUAAUUCCAUUUAUUCAGUAAUUUCCUUGUAACACAAUUGAUGAACUGACAUAGACCAUGGUCAGCCUAAUCUUAAGACAGGUUUGAAUGGGAAGCAGUGGAGAUGGCAACAACUUGUCUAUCCAGUUGAUCCUUCUUCUAAACUAAAGAACAUGUGAAAUGUGUAGGGACUGCACAGCCCAGACUAUAUGAGGGUUAGAUUUCUAAACAGUCACAAUAAGUGGACCUAUGUAGGCCUACUGGUUUAUCACUUGUGAUGUCAAUAUGGAAAAAGCAAUCAACAAACUGAAAAUAGAAUUUCAAAUCACCCACUAUAACCCCCCAAAAAAUUAACACUGAAUAACCGAUUCAUUGUCUGUCUAUCUUGAGAUUUGAAUUUAUACCAUUUCUUAACAGCACAUAAAGAUGGCAUUACUACUGUUUCACCACUAGAGAGCAGCAUACACUUCAGGGGAAGUUAAUUGUGCAAAGUUACAACACUGUGAAAAAGCUAAACUGAAUCCUAAACCACCUAUAGGCACUAUGAUAGUAACCUAUAAAUAACCUGUUUGAUGAUGAGUAUAUAGCCUACUCUGUACUUCUGGUCAGAGUCAUAUGAGGCCAUAUCUAGCAUGCAUGUAUGUGUCUGUAUGUGUGUGGAAUUUUGAGCAGGUUCCUUGAGCUCUUCUGUUUGUAAUAUAUGGUCUGCACUCUUUAUUAUUAUGCUAAAAUCACAUUGAUGUUGUCCAAGAGCACAAAUCAUUAUAAACCUCUUCAAACCUGAUUUACAACAAAUAGCUGAAAUGAGGAAAUGAGGCGUGCAUGACGUGAUAGUAUCUUAUCACUCACCACCACAUAGCAUCUCACUUUCCCUAAGUACACUGACGGGUUCAUCAUCGUUCACUUUGAUAAACAGUCGUUUUGGAAAAGGCACAGGAAAGAGCAGCAUCUCACCUCUCUCACCGCAUAAGAAUGAUGAUCUGCUCUGCGUAUGCCGCUGCUCUUCUGCUGGCCAUUCUGCAAACAGCAUCAGAGAGCACAGCGAGCUGCUUCUUCCCAACAUUGCUCUGCUGCCCGGGCCGUGACGACUCCUGCUACCGUAAUGGCUGCUAUUGUGACGUGUACUGCCUCACUGCCACAGACUGCUGUUCAGACUACAAUCAGACUUGUAAUUCCUCUUCAAUAAAUUCAACCACUGAACAGCCAACCACCUUUGCACUCACAACUGAAGACAGCACCUCAACAACAAUUAGCAGCAGUCAGUCACCAACAUCCAGUUCAAAGAGUGUAACGACUCAGGAGCCCUUGACUACUACGCAGAAGCAGACAGAGAACACUAUAACCACUGAACAGCUAGCCACUCCUGCACUCACAACUAAAGACAGCACCUCAACAACGUCUCCACUUACCAGCAGUAAGUCACCAUCAUCCAGCUCAAACAGUGAAACGGCUGAGGAACAGAAGCAAGAAGAUCCCACCAGAGUCCUCAUGAAAGUGAGAGGCUACCUGCACCCACGCUCGGAAGACGAGACCGUACAGGAGGCCUUGCAGAGACUGGUCCUUUCUCUGGAGAACACAUUUAAAGAGCAGUGUGGGGAGUGCGCCGUACGGAUUCUGAAACUCAAGGCGAUCACAGAUGAUUCUUAAGGGAUGCCUGUUAUAAACAUUCAGGGUCGGAAAAGACUGAAAGGCGCAGCCUUUUUUAACCAAUAUAAAAUAUAUUUAUAUAUCAUAACA